Molecule: messenger RNA, 4162 nt
Organism: Pocillopora meandrina
Lineage: Eukaryota; Metazoa; Cnidaria; Anthozoa; Scleractinia; Pocilloporidae
Source: the annotation of a GenBank genome assembly
UCAGAAUUGAGAGACGGAAGUGGUCGUUCACUGGCUGCAGGUGAGAAGAGAACAAUUUUUUCCUCUUUGAGGUCUAAUACAUUCGCUUCAUAUCGCAGUCAAUGAAAACAAUUAUUCUUUGUUACAAGCAAUAUUUUCACCCUAAUUCUGCAAAAAAAUUGACACAAACUAUGCAAAACUGUAUGCGGAGCAGAGGCCGUUCUUUUCGAGUAAAAUCAACCGACAUUGGGAUAACUACUAAAAAACACGUUUAAUUCAAAUAUAUUCAAUGACGUUCCUGCUUGAUUUUUGCUCAUGAAAAGUGUUUCGGAUAAAUGUUUAAACAUUGUUCCAUUCCUGUCCAAUUCUCUAUUUGUGUGCCGCCAUAAGCCAAAGUUGAAUUUUGGACUACUAAUAAUCUUGAAGAUGAACAUUGUUACAUUAUCUAGUCAUUUUACCAGGUCACAAAUCGGUAUUCACGACAAAAACAACAUUUCCUUUGUCAUGCAAAUUCUGUCCGCUUUCCAAAUGAACCCUAAACGUAAAAAAACCCAAAAAUGAUCCCCAACUUGAACUGCAACUGAUAUUAAUGAAGAUUGUAAAUGAUUCUGAUACUCAAAUAAUCAUAAUUUAAUUUUUUGAAGGAUUCCUAAUUGAGUGAUAAAGCAAUCGAUCCGUCGAAACAAAUAAUUCGAUAUUCGUUCUAGACUCGGCUAUUUUUCGACGGAGUAUCGUUUUUUUGGAAUGAUUCUCGCUGCUCUCUCGAGUUAAGCUGUGUAAUAAAGGUUUCGGUUUUUUCGCAAUUAUGCAGUCUUAAAUAUAUUCAUUAGGGUUGUCUGGUCAAAGAGAACGAUGAACUGGUGUAGGUUUGUUUUCACCAUAAAACCUUUCGACCUACCUGCUCCUUACAUCUAACUCUCUAAAUUAAGCUUUGUUUGUGAUCUGUUAAAGCCACACGCAACCCAGCGAAUCGAAACAUUACAGAUACUAUAGUGUAUUAGAAAAACCAACUCCGUUAGGAAAGAACAUGGGAAACUUCCUAAAACGAAUCUCAGCUUUGGUAUAUUUAGGUGUUCAUUUGUAAUAUUGUUACUUUUAUCACUCCUCAGCUUCAUUAUUCAUCACGUCUUAAAGUUUGUGGACUAAAAGGAGUCUUUGAAAUUGACAUACCUUUUAAGUUGUACAUUUAACUUGCCAUUAAUUCCAAGUCACUUCCGAAGAAUCCUUGUUACGGGGAAAUGAUCACCGAUAUCUUUCUAGUUACAAUUCAUCGAAGUCAGUGAACUGCUCUUUGACCCUCCUUUACUGCCAUAUUCUUAAUCUUCGAAAAUACUAAAGUUAAGUAAGAGUAAGAGUUGAAUUGGUUCUAAUUCGUAUAUUGUUCAUUUUCCAUGGCUAUGAUGAAGGCAUGGUGCUUAAGUUCAAGGUCUAGCCCAACCAUGAAGUUUGGUUUCUUUAAUCAAACAGGCAAGCAAAUGCCUCUCAAAAGACAAAAACACCAAUUUUUUAAAAUUGUCUCCAACCUUUGUCGUGUGAUUUGCUUAUUUAUCUGUAAGGAGCAGAACGACGUUAGACCUUAAGUGAAACGAAGAGCUUUACUAAUCUUUUCUGCCAUGUCUAAGGGUCUAAACAUUUUGGUUAGGUGAUACUCCCUGGUAUCCUGGUUUAUCAUAAUCUAAGAGAUUCAGGGAGCCAGUAUUACAAGGUUUGUCAAAAAGCCGAAUAGUUUUUUGUUAAAGUUAAGUGUCCCUCUGCCGGUAUCAUCAUUCUCAUAGUUCGAUGUUUUCUUAUUUUCAGCGUCGAAAGUUUAAUGGACAAAAGUUUACUUGAUGGUCAUACAUUUAAUUGUUCAUAUUUUAAUAACAAUUAAAGAGUGUGAUUCUGCUUUCAGACCUUUAUCUACCGUUUUCUUUCUUAACCGUUUAGAAGAAAAACAAAAAUACAAGUCGUAAGUUAACUCUUACUUUAGAAAAUGGAUUAACAUUAUUUUCUCUAAAGAAAUGUUCUAAUGAUUAACUAACCCUUGAGGUUGCUUACUUUUAAUCAAGAGGCAAACAAACAAACAACCGAACAAAGGCCCGUUGGUAGCUGCAACCUUGAAAUGUAGUGUUUAUUGCUUUAAAAUCCGACCCUCCCUAGAGGGGGAAAUAUCUCAAAGAUCCUCUAAUAUUGUUCAAAAUCGAUAGAACAAUUUUAAAAGUGUCUCCCUAAACAUUAACAUCUAGAUGAGUUAACUGCGUUUCUCAGAGUAAAAUUGUCCAAGUAAAAUGUUAGCCUAUUAUUUAAUUCAUUUGAGGCAAAAACAGUUAUAACUGGAAUGUUAUGUAUUCAUUAAAACAUUUCCUUUAUCGCCCCUCGUUAAAAACGUUGAAACGUUUCGGUCCCGUUCUAUGGCCACUUUCAAAAACAAUUAUGCAACAUUUUUUCCCCCGUAGAUUGUACUUCAAAAAGCAGAAUGAUGCAUCUCCCUUCCGUACUUCUCGUUUUUGUGUUAUACACAUUUAAAGAAACAUGUGAGGCUACCGUUACCGAGUAUUCUGAGCUGGGAAGAGUGAUAGAUCUUCGAAAGGUCAACUUACUGGCCAACUUCAAUGAGCAAGAGAACAGGAUCUUUGAGGAGCUCCCCCCGAAAUGUUUCAUAAAGAAACCUUUGAAAUCUUCAAGCAGCUACCUCGAUUAUUAUGCAAGUACCAAGCAAUUUUAUAAAUCACUUGCCACCCAGUCAAGCUUGAGCGCCUCUUUACAGUCCGCCUACUCGUUGGGUUUUACGGUAUCAGUAGCAACAGACACCCAAACUUCAGAGAGUACUGAAGUAAGUGGCAUGUCUUUAGACAAGCUGGCGCCAACGGAAAAGAUCCACGUCGAUAAAGAAUGUCUAGUGAAUGCUGACAUCUCCACCUUAAAAAAAACAUUUCUAAAAGACUUCGAGGACUUGCCAGUAAACAUCAAAAGUCCCUGGAAACAAAACUCAUGGAGAGAGUAUAGUAAUUUUCUUAACAAAUACGGCUCUCAUGCCAUAACGUCGGUGGUGCACGGAUCAAGAUUUAAGCAGUUGGUAUUCGCAGAGAGCUCUAAAGCUUACACUGAAAGAGAUUUCCAAGUAAAAGCUUGCCUUUCGGCAGCAGGACCUACCCAGGUUGGAGAGGUUGGCAUUUCUGCAUGUUCAAACAUAAGCCAAAGUGAGAUAUCCAAAGUGAGCACGAUGAGCAUAAGCAAGAAACGCUUUGUCAAAGGUGGAAAAAGGGAAACAAACAGCGAGCUGGCAAACGGAGCGACGUCGGCUGAAUUGCUUGGCCAACUCAUGAAUGAAGCAGACGAAUUUCCCGCGUCUGUUCAGCACACCUUUAUGGCGAUCUGGACCAUCCUACUAAGCCGAUUUAAACAGGGAUCUCCUAACAAUAUCCGAGCCACAAACCUUGAGUACUACUACCUUGGUUUCUUGAAUUAUGGUUGUCCCUUCAUAAGUAACGAUGGACUUGCCAUACAAAAAUUUGACCAUACCAGAGGCUCCAGUGAGAAGUAUCCAGAAUUCGAGUGUACCCUGGCAAAAGAAGGCUGCCACAAAAGCGAUGACUGCCAUUACAGACCCAUUUGGUGCUCCUGUCGUGGUCCAACAUGUGUCCGUUACAAGAGAGUGAAAGAGGGUGCAGGUGACUCUAAGUUAACUGCAUAUCCAAACACAUAUGAAGAUUGGGGAUGGCAUGGUUGCGAUUGGAAAGCUGCAGGAUCUUAUUGCGACUGCUAUAAUGACAAUCGGGAUCAGCGGAAAACUGUGUGGGCCCUGCAAAACAGAGAUGCCGCUACACAUAAAGCAUCGACCAAAACCGCUGCAAAAAAGGCAGAAGAUUAAUGUCUCCAAAGCACACUGCCGGAAAAUAGAAAUGAAAGACGAAAGAAACUUUAAAUUUUGACCCACUUACGUAAUUAUUGAAAUUUGGCACGCUUAAACUAUGCAUUAGUCUCAUUUUGUCUGAAUAAAGGAUGUAAUGUGUACGUCACCACAUUUGAUAGCACCCACACCCUGUUAGUGUAGAGAUUGUAUUGAAAAGCUAUUUUCCUGAGAAUGAGAGAGAAAGACAGAAAUAACUACACUUAAAAUGUAGUAUCGAUUAAGGUUGAUCUAAAGGGCAUUGACUGAAAUCUCAUCCAGGUUUGCGUAAUUGAAUGUUUCACAAAAGAGGCC